Staurois parvus is the source of this 355-nucleotide messenger RNA. The record is from the annotation of a GenBank genome assembly. NCBI's taxonomy places the organism in Eukaryota, Metazoa, Chordata, Amphibia, Anura, Ranidae.
UGCAGACUGCUUCUACAAACAUUUGUGAAAGAAUGGGUCACUCUCUCCCAGGAGCUCAGUGAAUUCAAGCGUGGUACUGUCAUAGGUUGCCACCUGUGCAAUAAGUCCAUCUGUGAAAUUUCCUUGCUACUAAAUAUUCCAUGGUCAGCUGUUAUUGGUAUUAUAACAAAGUGGAAGCAACUGGGAACAACAGCAACUCAUCCACAAAGUGAGCGGGGUCAGCUCAUUUUGAAGCGCAGUGCGCAGAAGUCUCCAACUGUCUGCAGAGGCCAUAUCUAAAGACCUCCAAACCUCAUGUGACCUUCAGAUUAGCACAACAGUGUGUAGAGAGGUUCAUGGAAUGGGUUUCCAUGGC